This is a messenger RNA of Cylindrotheca closterium, 318 nucleotides long. The record is from the annotation of a GenBank genome assembly. Lineage: Eukaryota; Bacillariophyta; Bacillariophyceae; Bacillariales; Bacillariaceae.
AUGAGAGACACCGAGGCUCCACCUCCUUGCGUUGCGCACAUGAACACAUCAAACAGCCGAAGCGAAAUGUCGCUUAUUUCACUGACUCGAGCAUCCUUUGCUUCGUCACCCAGGUCCCGACCUGUCCCAGAUUGUUGGAUGUCUCCCAGCAGCAACGCCAGCAGCACCACCGGCAGAGAAGACAUUCUUGGAAUCCUUGAGUCCGCUUUGGAGGUGAUCCGUCAUGACGUUCCCAUUUCGUCGGAUGACCUCGAUUUCCGUUCUCUUUCCAGCAAACGUUUCUCCAACCGUAACGUUGGCGAGGGGCGAAAACAGUAA